AUGCUGGGGGCACCACCCCCUAACCCCGAACCCCGAACAGGGGACAAGAGAGCAAAGCCAGGGAGAAGAGAUGAAGAAUCUUAUCCGCCUGACGAAAUGAAGAAGGCGAGCGAGAGAAAGAAAAAGGAAAGAAAGAAGAAAAAAGAGCAGAGAGUCGAGCAGCAGCAGGCGAAGGAAUGGGACGAGAAAUCUCGGGGAGAUGAGGCAGGCGAAAAAACCAACAUUGAAUGA
Molecule: messenger RNA, 231 nt
Organism: Nannizzia gypsea CBS 118893
Lineage: Eukaryota; Fungi; Ascomycota; Eurotiomycetes; Onygenales; Arthrodermataceae
Exons: 2
Coding region: 1-231 (76 amino acids)
Source: RefSeq, a predicted model, not a curated record